Molecule: messenger RNA, 579 nt
Organism: Lentinula edodes (shiitake mushroom)
Lineage: Eukaryota; Fungi; Basidiomycota; Agaricomycetes; Agaricales; Omphalotaceae
Product: TLDc domain-containing protein
Exons: 3
Coding region: 1-579 (192 amino acids)
Biological process (GO): response to oxidative stress
Cellular component (GO): nucleus
Source: RefSeq, a predicted model, not a curated record
AUGUUAACUUUGGAAAAAUCUUGUGUUCGUUCUGAAACUCUAUGUUCAAAGAUUCGCUCCCGACUUCCAGCGCUCGCACGACUAUCCCGUUCCUGGAAUCUGCUCUACUCUCUCGAUCAGCACGGCAUUUCUCUGCACACGCUUUACAAUAAGUGCGAAAACCAGCCGCAACUUAAGGUCAGCUCGGCGUUUACCUCCAAAGUCAGUGCAUUGGUUGUGAUGAAAGACUCUGGGGAUGCUGUUUUUGGGGUGUAUAUGGGCGACGGAGUGAGGCAAAGCAAAGGGAAGGGAUACUAUGGCAGUGGGGAAUCCUUUCUAUGGCGUUAUGUUAAUGGAAAUCUUCAAGUUUUCAAGUGGACGGGAAAGAACGAAUACGUAGCAUUGUGCGAACCUGAAUUCCUUUCGUUUGGCGGAGGUGACGGCGUAUAUGGCUUAUAUCUUGACGAGUCCCUCUUCGACGGAUCCUCAGCCCGUUGUCCGACGUUCGACAAUGAGCCGCUGUGCUCACCUGGUGAUAGGAAAGGAAGGGCUGUCUCUUUUGAGUGUGUAGGUCUGGAAGUUUGGGGAGUGGGUCCCUAG